AUGUCUUCUCUACCACCUACACAUACGUCUUCGACCAUACCUCCGGCCUCUGUGGCCUUCUUUCUAAUCGAAUCGGAGGAGAGGUCCUGUAGAUCACCGUCGUCUCCGAUUGAAUCAGGGAUACUAAGACGUGUCGAUGGGCCACGUAGGUUGAAAACGGCGGUGUCGUACGCACGACCGGCGUCGACGUUUGUGGAAAAUAUUCUAUUCUCUGUCCACGUGUUGUUCAUCGUGCCUGGUUUUGCUUCCAUCUUUAUCUGUUAUCUGAACUUAGGGCUUUUAUCCCAUCCUCUCCUCUCCCUACCGGUCGCCGAAUAUAACUCUUUCUUCGUGGCUGAUUCAGAACGACUUGAAGGUGGUCACUGGUGCUUGAUAUCGAGUGCUAGGGGUGGUAUUGGGUAUGGUCGAAGACAUUCACUUGUGAGAAUCGGAGAAAGCAUUCGAAUGGGUUUCAUCUAAAGCACAUGAUGGAAAAUCAGUUACUUCAUCAGAAUUUAUAGCCUAUUUGCAGGUUGCUGCUUAGUCUUGGAUCAUUUAAUGUUUAUAAUUGUACCAGGAUGUACAUAACCUGUUACUGUAUGGUAUCCAAGGCAGGGGCAAAUCACCAAAUUACCCUUGAAUACAAUUUGUGGAGAAAUCUUCAUGCAUAAAUCCACAAUGUGACUGGAAUCCUACACUUUGAACGCAAAAACAAAGUUGAAAUAAUGUCAUAAGAAAAUCUAUGAAC
This is a messenger RNA of Lactuca saligna, 727 nucleotides long. The record is from the annotation of a GenBank genome assembly. Lineage: Eukaryota; Viridiplantae; Streptophyta; Magnoliopsida; Asterales; Asteraceae.